Messenger RNA from Engraulis encrasicolus (European anchovy), 1755 nucleotides. RefSeq names its product ORMDL sphingolipid biosynthesis regulator 3 (gene ormdl3). Gene Ontology annotation, cellular component: endoplasmic reticulum membrane. Gene Ontology annotation, biological process: sphingolipid biosynthetic process; ceramide metabolic process; intracellular sphingolipid homeostasis. The coding region runs from base 460 to 921 and encodes 153 amino acids. The record is from RefSeq and is a predicted model, not a curated record. The transcript is spliced from 4 exons. NCBI's taxonomy places the organism in Eukaryota, Metazoa, Chordata, Actinopteri, Clupeiformes, Engraulidae.
UAUUGCCGUGAAUGGUGUAGCCCCCAAAAACGAUGACGUUUAAUUACGAAGUAUUGCUGUGUUGUCACACCAGCUGUUUUCAAGAGGAACAAAGUGGCAGCGCAGCGAACAAGACUUUUUUGCCGGAAUGUGCAGAAACUGAGAGCUAUAAAGGCUAUCGCCAGACACAAACCGAGCUCCGGAAUGAAUGGCAGUUAGGGAGAGUGACCAUUUCUUUAAUCACACAAGUGCUUACAUAAGAUUACAAGACGAUAUCGAGUGGUGGAGUGGAGUAAUUAAAAGUCAUCUUGAAUAAAGACCAUUCUGAUAACGAAGUUCUCACAGCGAUAUCUUUGGCACAGAUCUACAGUCAGUCACAGUCCGGUCCCAAAGUGUGAGCGCUGUGCUGUGCGCCAAUAAGUGGGUACAAACUUGGGUACGUGGGUACAAAGUCUGCGUGCGAGUGAGCGAGCGAGCGUCAUGAACGUGGGCACGGCCCACAGCGAGGUGAACCCCAACACGCAGGUGAUGAACAGCCGGGGAAUAUGGCUCUCCUACGUCCUGGGCAUCGGCCUGCUCCACAUCAUCCUCCUCAGCAUCCCGUUCGUCAGCGUGCCAGUCGUAUGGACACUCACCAACCUCAUACACAACAUGUGCAUGUACCUGCUUCUGCACACGGUGAAGGGGACGCCGUUCGAGACUCCGGAUCAGGGGAAGGCGCGCUUGCUAACGCACUGGGAGCAGAUGGACUACGGAGUCCAGUUCACAGCCUCGCGCAAAUUCCUCACCAUCACACCCAUCAUACUGUACAUCCUCACCAGCUUCUACACCAAGUAUGACCGGAUGCACUUUGUCAUCAACACUGUGUCGCUGCUCACGGUGCUCAUCCCCAAGCUGCCUCAGCUGCACGGCGUGCGCCUCUUCGGCAUCAACAAGUACUGAGGGGGCCAGGAUGUGUGUGUGUGUGUGUGUGUGUGUGUGUGUGUGUGUGUGUGUGUGUGUGUGUGUGUGUGUGUGUGUGUGUGUGUGUGUGUGUGUGUGCGUGUGCGUGUGUUUGUGCUCAUCCCCAAACUGCCUCAGCUACAUGGGGUACAAAUCUUUGGCAUCAACAAUCAACAAGUAUUGAAGAUGAGGAGGAGGAAGAAAGAGAUGGAGCAGAGACCUUUCAGUGUGUGUGUGUGUGUGUGUGUGUGUGUGUGUGUGUGUGUGUGUGUGUGUGUGUGUGUGUGUGUGUGUGUGUGUGUGUGUCUAGGACCCCUGGCCAGGCCCGUUACUCAAUACAGACAAUGUAAUGGGGACAGUUUCGCUGGCCAUCUGCAAAAAUAUGACAUUGACUUUUUCUUUUUUUUACUGUGUAGCCCCUUGAGGCUGGGUGUGUUUGUGAAGACUAUGUAAAGACUAUGGUACUCUUAGGUGCUGUCUCCACAUAGCUGGAUAUUUUUAUAUGUGGAUAUUUUUUUCUCCUGGUUGCAUUGGUUUUGCAUUGGUUUAGGCCUUCCGUUUCCACGUAGCAGAUAUUUAAAAUCCAGGUAUAAAAAGCAGGAGAAAACAAUAUCCUCUUUAGGGGGCUGAAACACAUUUGUUACAAUGGAGGAUUUAUUUUUAUCCACAUGUUGCGUUUACACCUAACCAGGAGAAAAAUAUACCCUGCAAAAAAUAUAUCCUGCUACGUGGAAACAGCACCUCAGUGACUAUUGAACUUUAUGAACCCCCCUCCACCCAAUAAAGCAGAGGACUGAUGCAAACCAAGGUUGAUGUUCUUAACCCUGCUUGAGG